UGAAGUAUGCCUCACAAAAGGAAACCAGUGUGACAUGCGACAGCAGAGAAAACACAGGGGUCUUCAGAGAGGUGUUAUUUCUCCCUUGCCAAGGUGAGAGAAAAUGGCUGCCAGGGUGGAGCAGGAUUCUCUGAACUUAGGCAUUUCCAAUUGCUUUUCUCAGAUGUCUAUGGGGACAGAGUCUGUCCAAGAGGGGUCCAUUUCCGUCUACUUCCAGAUAGGUCUGUUUAAAGAACGGGUCAAAGUGCCUAAAGGUCGGCUAAGUUUCAAAAGCGUCAAGAAAGUAGCAGCAGAAAUAAUCGAGAAGCAGGCCCCUGACUGGAGUAUAAUAGGUCUCGGUGAGAAGCUGCUGCUUUUCCGACAUGAUCCUACGUCUGAGCAGAUCCUCCACAGACUCUCAGAGCAACACUACCUGCACGACGGAGACCUGGUGGAAGUGGUACUUGCUGCUUCUGCAACGCUGACUGAGGUAAAGUUUCGCCCACAUUCUUUGGUGGUUCAGUCUUAUCGCACACCUACCUUUUGCCAUCACUGCGGGGAGAUGCUUUGGGGGCUCGUCCGACAAGGCUUAAAGUGUGAAGGUUGUGGUUUAGAUUUCCAUAAACGCUGUGCCCUGAGGUUACCUAGUGACUGCUCACGUGUGUACCGACCAUGUGGCCAAAGUCUCUCUCUCUUCCCUCCCUUGCGUCCUCGUGCCACUUCCCUCAGCAGCCACACUGGAGGCAGUCUGGAGGAGAUCAGUCUCACCAAGCCUUCUCGCUCUCGGCCCCCGUCGUGGGCAGACAGGCCCGUGUGGUUAGGGGUGUGUGAUGGGGCUAGAGGAGGCAGACCCCGGGUGCCACACACCUUCCACAUCCACACAUACAAAAAGCCCACAAUGUGUCAACACUGCCACCGGCUGCUGAAGGGUCUGUUCCGCCAAGGCCUGCAGUGCUCCGACUGCAAGUUUAACUGUCAUCGCCAAUGUGAGUCUCAGGUUCCUGCAGACUGUAGAGGGGAGCGAGCCAAUGGAGAAGAAAGCAACUCAAACCAGGAGCAUGAAUCUGAGGAGGACAUUUCUGUGGUAACAGUCAACGCUAUUUAUGAAGAGUAUCACUCUAAAGCACGCCCUCACGUGGAGGAGGAGCCUGCAGAGCAACCACCGAUGAGUCCGUGCUUCAGCAGUAAUAUCCCCUUGAUGAGGGUGGUGCAGUCAAUUAAACACAGUAAGAGGAGAUCCAGUGGAAUUCUGAAGAGAGGCUGGCUGGUGCACCAUACCAAUGUAGAUACACUGAGGAAAAGGCACUACUGGGUUCUGGAUUGGAAAAGCAUCACACUCUACCAGAACGAGAACAGCAGCAAGUUCUACAAGGAGCUGCCUCUGUCGGAAGUGCUGCAGGUUCGAGGCUCCUCUCAGCUCACUGUUCCUACGCAGCCGGAUGACGCAGGUCACACGUUUGAGCUGCUGACGAGUUCUGUGGUCUACUGCGUAUUCUCUAACACAGAGGGAGAGGCCUGGGAGUCGGCCAUCAGACUCGCACUCAUGCCUUUACAGAGCGUCGGCCUCAACACCGCAGGACAUGCAGAUGCUCAAGCCACCAGCGAACAAAUCGAGGAUAUUAGUUUGCUGUAUCAGAUUUUCUCUGACGAAGUGCUGGGAUCAGGCCAGUUUGGAGUGGUGUACGGAGGCACUCACAGAAAGACGGGUCGACCGGUGGCCAUUAAAGUCAUCGAUAAAACUCGAUUCCCGGCCAAACAGGAGAGACAGAGCAAAAACGAGGUGGCCAUACUGCAGAGUCUGUCCCAUCCUGGGGUCAUUGUACUUGAUGCCAUGUUCGAGACACUUGAUUGCACAUUUGUCAUCAUGGAGAAGCUCCACAGCGACAUGCUGGAGAUGAUUCUGUCCAACGAGAACGGACGACUUCCUGAACGUAUCACACGCUUCAUUGUUAUGCAGAUUUUAGAGGCUCUGCGAUACCUGCACUUAAGACACAUCGCUCACUGUGACCUUAAACCUGAGAACGUGCUGCUCUCCUCACCGGAUCCUUUUCCUCAGGUGAAACUGUGUGACUUCGGUUUUGCACGGAUCAUUGGUGAGAGGUCUUUCCGGCGCACGGUGGUGGGCACGCCGGCGUACUUGGCCCCCGAGGUGAUCAGCAGCCACGGAUACAACCGCUCUCUGGACAUGUGGGCUGUCGGGGUGAUCCUGUACGUCAGCCUGAGCGGCACGUUUCCCUUCAACGAGGACGAGGACAUUCACCAGCAGAUCACUAACGCUGCCUUCAUGUACCCGCGCCACCUGUGGGCCCUCAUUUCUCUAGAGGCGGUGAAUCUGAUUAAUAACCUGCUGCAGGUGGUGGUGCGGCGCAGGUUCAGUGUGGGGAAAGCUAUUGGACAUCCUUGGCUCCAGAACUUCCAGCUGUGGUGUGACCUGCGUCAGUUUGAGCAGCGUCUGGGUCACCGGUACCUCACUCACGAGUCAGAUGAUGAACGCUGGAGACAUCACGCUCAGGAGAAAGGCCUCAGUCUCCCUUCUCAUCAUCAGACAGAACAGGGACUCUAACACACACUCACACAAUGGACACCUCGGUGUAAUCCGGAGACAUGUGACUGUGUGGACCGUACAGAAUCCAGUGCCCUAAUCUGAUGUAUUUUAUACACAUUGACUAUUUUUAAUAAAAUGAUACAAAACUC
Molecule: messenger RNA, 2673 nt
Organism: Tachysurus vachellii
Lineage: Eukaryota; Metazoa; Chordata; Actinopteri; Siluriformes; Bagridae
Gene: prkd4
Product: protein kinase D4
Exons: 19
Coding region: 104-2542 (812 amino acids)
Biological process (GO): protein phosphorylation
Molecular function (GO): ATP binding; protein serine/threonine kinase activity
Source: RefSeq, a predicted model, not a curated record